Onychostoma macrolepis is the source of this 1302-nucleotide messenger RNA. Its product is annotated as piggyBac transposable element-derived protein 4-like. Bases 1 to 1302 code for a protein of 433 amino acids. Lineage: Eukaryota; Metazoa; Chordata; Actinopteri; Cypriniformes; Cyprinidae. The transcript has a single exon. The record is from RefSeq and is a predicted model, not a curated record.
AUGGAAAGAAAACUUACUCGUGAUGAUAUUUUGGACAUUCUUCUUGACUCGGACGCUGAAUCCGGCAGCAGCAGUGACGGACAGCUGUCAGAGAGCGACGAGGAAGCCCACCUCCUGGAAAACCUUGCGGGCUGUGAUCGUUCCGAAGCGCCGGCGAUCCCUGACAAUGCCGGCCCUGCCAGUGAGGGCGCUGUUGUGGAGGACUUCCUUCCAACCUGGACGUCCAAUCCAUACUCUCCACCAGCCCUGGACUUUGACAACACUACCAAAGGUGUUCAAGGUAGUCUAACAAAUCCUUCUGAGGCAGAAUGUUUCAGAUUAUUUAUGAAUGAGCAACUUGUGGAGCAAGUGGUGCAGGAGACCAAUAGGUAUGCUCAUCAGCUGAAAGAGUCGGCUACUAUCCCUGGGAAACUGGCAAAGUGGACUGAAACAACUGUAAAUGAAAUUUACACAUUUCUGGCAGCUGUUAUUCUUAUGGGCCUGGUAAGAAAAAACUCCUUGAAAGAUUACUGGUCCACCGAUCCAGUAAUACAGACCCCAUUUUUCUCUACUCUCUUCUCUCUGGAUCGGUUCCAACUCCUCCAGAGGGCCCUCCACUUUGCUGACAAUGCUACAGCAAAUCUCAGGGAUCCUCUGAAUAAAAUUAGAAGUGUUUUCACCUCUCUGAUGGCUGCUUUUGGACAGAUGUUCAUUCCUCACAGGGACUUGUGCAUCGAUGAGUCACUGCUGCUGUGGAAAGGCCGGCUUGGAUUUCGACAGUACAUUCCAUCAAAGAGGAAGAGGUUCGGAAUCAAGCUCUUCAUGCUGUGUGAUGUUCUGACUGGGUACGUCAUCAAUGUGGUAGUGUACACUGGCUCCAGCACAGACAUCACACACACUCCAGGACUUGGUGUGUCUGGCUCAGUAGUGCUGACACUGCUGAAGCCAUACCUGGGGAGAGGGCAUACUUUGUACGUGGACAACUGGUACACCAGUCCUUCUCUUUUCAGUCACCUGCUGAGAGGUAAAACUGGGGCUUGUGGAACAGUGAGGGCCAACAGAAAGGGCAUGCCACGCUUCCAAGACAGGAUGUCCAGUGGGGAGGUAGACUUUAAAAGUUGCGAAGAAAUGCUGGCAGUGAAGUGGCAUGACAAACGCGAUAUCCGCAUGCUGACAACAGUCCACUCAGCAGAGUUGUCACCCUCUGGAAAGAUAGACCACACCACUAGAAAUGAGAAAAUCAAACCCCAAUGCGUGCUGGACUACAAUAAAAAAAUGAGUGCUGUGGAUAAUGAUGGACAGUUUUGUUGGCUGUACUCGUAA